This is a messenger RNA of Neolamprologus brichardi, 1746 nucleotides long. It is a transcript of the gene dhdds, whose product is annotated as dehydrodolichyl diphosphate synthase. The record is from RefSeq and is a predicted model, not a curated record. Gene Ontology annotation, molecular function: ditrans,polycis-polyprenyl diphosphate synthase [(2E,6E)-farnesyl diphosphate specific] activity. Gene Ontology annotation, biological process: polyprenol biosynthetic process. NCBI's taxonomy places the organism in Eukaryota, Metazoa, Chordata, Actinopteri, Cichliformes, Cichlidae. Gene Ontology annotation, cellular component: endoplasmic reticulum; dehydrodolichyl diphosphate synthase complex.
UGAGUAGAACAGCUCGUGCUUCAGUAGUUUGAAUGAAUGAAGCACUGUAUGUGUUUCCUGGGCAACGAGGGCGCCCGCCAGUCCUUUACCAGUCUCGCGGCGGUUUAGUUCCCUGCAGGUCUCGUGAGCCGGGCUUGCAGUUAACGGUGAAAUCCAUAAGUGGCUGCAAAUGUAAUGCAAUAUCUUCUAAAAAUGGGACGUUAAUGUGGGAACCGGAUGCCUUCCCUUUCGUGAAAGCUUAAACUUGCACGGAUAUGUCGUGGAUAAAAGAAGGCGAGUUGUCCCUGCUUGAAAAGAUUUCUGCCAAUAUCCUAAAGGCAGGACCCAUGCCUAAACAUGUGGCCUUCAUCAUGGAUGGUAAUCGACGUUUUGCACGUAAGAAAAACAUGGAACGGCAGGAAGGACACAUGCAAGGCUUCAACAAGCUGGCAGAGACACUACGUUGGUGCAAGCAUCUGAACAUCCCAGAGGUGACGGUAUAUGCCUUCAGCAUUGAGAACUUCAAGCGCACCGAAGAUGAGGUGGAUGGUUUGAUGGAGCUCGCCAGGCAGAAGUUUGAAAGGCUGCUGGAGGAACAUGAAAAUCUAGAGAAACAUGGCGUUUGUAUCCGAGUGCUGGGCGACUUGAAUAUGCUGCCACUUGACCUUCAACAGCUUAUUGCCAAAGCCGUGUUCACAACCAGGAAUCACAAUAAGUGUUUUGUCAAUGUGUGUUUUGCCUACACAUCAAGAUAUGAAAUCACCAAUGCAGUCAGGGAAAUGGCAUGGGGAGUAGAGCAAGGCCUAAUCAAAGGAAGUGAUGUGUCGGAGGCAUUGCUAAGUGAGUGUCUGUACAGCAAUAACUCGCCAAAUCCUGAUUUGCUCAUCCGCACCUCUGGAGAGGUGCGCCUCAGCGACUUCCUUCUUUGGCAGACCUCUCACUCCUGCCUAGUAUUUCAGUCCGUUCUGUGGCCAGAGUACUCAUUCUGGAACCUGUGUGAAGCCAUUCUGCAGUAUCAAUUAAAUCACAAAUCCAUCCAGAAAGCUAGAGACCUCCAUCGAGAGCAUCAGGCUCUGCAGCAGCUAGAAGCAGAUCGUGCUUGUGUAGCAGAGCUCUUGCAGCAUCACAGCAAUGGAAAGCCCGCCGAUAGCCAGAGAAGACAAGAGGCGCUACUACAUUACACUGCCUGCCGGGAAGAACGAGUUCGAGACUUCCUAGAAGCACUGAAGCACAAAAGAGACUCUUUCUUUUCUGACUUAUGCAGUGAAUCCUUGUUGGCCUAAGGAGACAUAGAAGAACAAAUCCUCUGAAGCGGGGACGAAGCCUCUCCUAUAUCCUCUUCCCAAAAGGGCUUCUGUGGAAAAGGGAAGAGCAAGCAGUAACUGGGAGUGGUUUUAUUUUGUUGCUGAUUCAUAUAAGAGGGCAGUUUUACCCCUAUGGGGCUGUAGAAUAAUCCUGCUAUUUAUGAUUGUAGAUUUAAAAACUCUAAUAGGUGGAAAUGUCUGGUCAAGAUGUAGUUAAAUCAUCGUAUAAACUGUCAGUUAAAUGCAUGCCGUUGAACGGAAGGUCAUUUUAUGUGAGUGAAAGCCACGGAUCCUGUGUUUCGGUUCCAAAACGUUCGUCCACAGAACUUUUAAAUUGGUGUUGAAGCAUAAAGUGUUGUUUGUUGACUGUGAUUUUGAUUACAUAACUAUAUUUUGACCAGCUUUCUGGAACAAAAUAAAAUGAUUAUUGUAUGUCAGAUAUGAUUAAAUGAUGUGAAAUUCU